Chrysochloris asiatica (Cape golden mole) is the source of this 600-nucleotide messenger RNA. RefSeq names its product sorcin (gene SRI). The record is from RefSeq and is a predicted model, not a curated record. The transcript is spliced from 8 exons. Gene Ontology annotation, molecular function: calcium ion binding. Bases 1 to 600 code for a protein of 199 amino acids. Lineage: Eukaryota; Metazoa; Chordata; Mammalia; Afrosoricida; Chrysochloridae.
AUGGCGUACCCCGGGCACCCUGGCGCCAGCGGCGGCUUCUACCCAGGCGGGCAAUAUGGAGGGGCUCCCGGAGGGCCUUCAUUUCCCGGACAAACUCAGGAUCCGCUGUAUGGUUACUUUGCUGCUGUAGCUGGACAGGAUGGGCAAAUAGAUGCUGAUGAGUUGCAGAGAUGUCUGACGCAGUCGGGCAUUGCUGGAGGCUACAAGCCUUUUAACCUGGAGACUUGUCGGCUUAUGGUUUCAAUGUUGGAUAGAGACAUGUCUGGUACAAUGGGUUUCAAUGAGUUUAAAGAACUCUGGUCUGUACUGAAUGGCUGGAGACAGCACUUCACCAGCUUUGACAGUGACCGAAGUGGUACAGUGGAUCCUCAGGAAUUACAGAAGGCCCUGACAACUAUGGGAUUUAGGUUGAGUUCUCAGGCCGUGAAUUCAAUUGCAAAGAGAUACAGUACCAAUGGCAAGAUCACCUUUGAUGACUACAUUGCUUGCUGCGUCAAACUGAGGGCCCUCACAGACAGCUUUCGAAGACGGGACACUGGUCAGCAAGGUGUUGUGAACUUCCCAUAUGAUGAUUUCAUUCAGUGUGUCAUGAGUGUUUAA